Molecule: messenger RNA, 2399 nt
Organism: Scaptodrosophila lebanonensis
Lineage: Eukaryota; Metazoa; Arthropoda; Insecta; Diptera; Drosophilidae
Product: transketolase-like protein 2
Exons: 3
Coding region: 308-2188 (626 amino acids)
Molecular function (GO): thiamine pyrophosphate binding; transketolase activity
Source: RefSeq, a predicted model, not a curated record
UGACAAAGCUUUUUGAAGCAAGCGCUAAAAUUGCGUCCCCAAGCGGCAAACUCAACGACGACAACUUCAGAGCCCGACGUAGCAGUUUGCUUUCAAACGCCGGCUACAUCGGUUCGUUGUCGUCGUCGCCCAUAGUUCCACCGCAACCACCGUCGGAGAAGCCACUUCGUAGUGUUUAUUGUAGCACUUCAAGACGGCAUAUUCAUUUACAGUCGUUGGCAAACAAGCUGUUAAUCUCGCCCUAUCGCUAACUAAGAAGAACCUACUUUUUAACCGGAACUCCCUAGGACAGUUAUUAUUUGUCAAAAUGUCAUACCACAAGCCGGAGGCAAAAACUGUACAGACCUUGAAGGAUUUGGCACAACGUUUGCGCAUACAUUCUAUCACCUCGACGCAAGCCUCGAAAUCGGGACAUCCCACAUCAUGUGCUUCGCUGGCCGAAAUCCUUUCUGUACUGUUCUUCCAGGAGUUGCGUUUGAACUUGAAGCAUCCACGUGAUCCUUCCAGCGAUCGCCUGAUCCUGUCAAAGGGACAUGCCGCUCCCAUUUUGUAUGCCGCCUGGGCCGAGGCUGGUCUUUUCCCGGUGGAGGAGCUGAAGAAUUUGCGUAAGAUCGACAGCGAUCUGGAAGGACACCCCACUCCACGUCUUAACUUCAUCGAUGUGGGCACUGGAUCGUUGGGUCAGGGCGUUGCCGUAGGUGCUGGCAUGGCGUAUGUGGGCAAGAACUUCGACAAGGCCGACUAUCGUACUUAUGUGAUUGUGGGCGAUGGUGAAUCGGCCGAGGGCUCUGUUUGGGAGUCUCUCCACUUCGCCGGGUACUAUGAGCUGGACAAUUUGUGCGUGAUCUUCGAUGUAAAUCGAUUGGGUCAAUCGGAACCCACAUCGUUGCAGCACAAAAUGGAUGUCUAUCGCGAUCGCCUGGAGUCGUUUGGCUUCAACGCAUUGGUUGUUGAUGGCCACGACAUUGAUGAGCUGUGCAAGGCUUUCCAUUGUGCUUCCAGCACCAAAAAGAAGCCUACGGCCAUUAUUUGUAAGACCUUUAAGGGCAAGGACUUCCCUAGAAUUGAGGAUAAGGAUAACUGGCAUGGCAAGCCAUUGGGCGAUAAGGCCGACGAGGUCAUUAAACACUUGCAGGGUUUAAUCAUAAAUCAGCAUGCAAAGCUGUCUCCCAAGAAGUUGGGCAAGACUGGCGCGGCGCCCGAGGUUGAUAUUUCCAAUGUGAAGUUGUGUGAGCCACCAAACUAUAAACUGGGCGAUGCUGUGGCCACUCGGUUGGCCUACGGCACGGCCUUGGCUAAGAUCGCGGCCGAUAACGAUCGCGUGAUUGCUUUGGAUGGCGAUACCAAGAAUUCGACGUAUUCGGAUAAGCUGCGUGCGGCCUUCCCGGAGCGUUAUAUUGAAUGCUUCAUUGCCGAGCAGAACUUGGUGGGCGUGGCUAUUGGCGCCGCCUGUCGUCGUCGCACCGUUGCCUUUGUCUCGACCUUUGCAACCUUUUUCACACGUGCCUUCGAUCAGAUUCGCAUGGGCGCCAUUUCGCAAACGAAUGUAAAUUUCGUAGGCUCCCACUGUGGCUGCAGCAUCGGCGAAGAUGGACCCUCGCAGAUGGGUCUUGAGGACAUCGCCUUGUUCCGCACCAUUCCAGGCAGCACAAUUUUCUAUCCGUCGGACGCGGUCAGCACCGAACGUUCCGUUGAAUUGGCUGCCAACACCAAGGGCGUCUGCUUCAUUCGCACCUCUCGUCCCAACACUUGUGUCAUCUACAACAACGAUGAGAAGUUCGUCGUCGGACGUGGCAAGGUGGUGCGUCAAAAGCCCUCCGAUGAGCUCCUCCUAAUUGGUGCCGGCAUCACUCUAUACGAGUGUUUGACCGCCGCCGAGCAAUUGGAGAAGGAGUGCAUUACGGCACGUGUCAUUGAUCCCUUCACAGUCAAGCCUCUUGAUGUCGAUUUGAUUGUGGAGCACGGAAAACAAUGCGGCGGGCGCGUUGUUGUCGUCGAGGAUCAUUAUCAGCAAGGUGGUCUGGGUGAGGCCGUGCUGAGCGCUUUGGCCGAGCAUCGAAGCUUCGUGGUUAAGCAUCUGUAUGUGCCGACGGUUCCUCGUUCGGGUCCACCAGCUGUGCUCAUCGAUAUGUUUGGCAUAUCGGCUCGCAAUAUUGUGAGCGCUGCCAACGCCAUUCUGAAGAAGUAAAAGUCAUCCAGGAUUUACUUAAGCAGCUCCAUUGUGUAUCUUGCGGAAUGUUACACAUCCCUAUUUAGAAAUUAAGCACACCUCUGGCAUGCAUUUGUGCUUUUGAAUCUUUACAAAAUUGAAAGUGUAAUGCGAAAUUUUCAAUGCACAUUUGUUGAAUAACGUUUUUUGAUACCAUAAUAAACGUACCGGAAAGGUACAAGAUUAUAUA